GAAACAGAACGGAAGUAGUUUUCCGGGCUGUGGUUGCAGUUCUGUUGCUGCGUUUCUUAAAGACACACAGAAAGAGAGAGAGAGAGAGAGAGAACGUGUGUGGAGCUGGGGGGGAUUAAUUUCGAGUUGUGAGCAGACUGCGUUUUGCAUGCAAUUCAAUUGGAGUUAAAACAAGGUUGGAUCCAGAGGAUAGUGUUUCACUGUUUGGGAGAGUUGAGGAGAUUUAGCAGUUGGAGCCGGUCACCCAGCCAAUGGAUCGAGCGGCCCGGGCUUGCUGACAUCAGGCAGCUUGAUCCGCCCAGUCGGAGGCAGCAGGUAGCAUCGACCGCCGCCAACCGCACCUGAAGGUGAGAGAGCGAAGCACGGGAGCACCGACUCGCUGCUGGGACAGACCCUACCUGUGGACAUGAGCAGCACCGUAAGGAUCCUGAGAUGUCCAAAUUCUUCUCGAGAACAUGCAAAUGCACCUCAGAACAGACCAGAGGAAAACGAUGAAACAGACAGUGAAAGUUUUCCUUCAAGAUCGCAGAUCGCAUCAUCUGGGCAUUACAGGCCGGUGGCAGGCAAUUGCUGCUCCAGUGAUCAUUUUGGACAAUUCUCAUCGUCCUCAGCAUGUUCUACAGAUUUCUCUAAAGGUGUUGACAGUACUAGCGCUGCCACUCCAUUUCAACAUGUGAAUAACUAUUACGGAUCCCCGGCACGAUAUGUUGAAAAUCGGCACGGUCCUUGUUCUUCUUUCUCCAUGGGAGGUUAUACUUCUGAACCUGCUGACAACUCAUUGCUGAGUACCGGCAUGGCUCACUCACCGCAGAAUGGAAGCAUUGUACCGCCAUCAUCAGUGUCAUUACAUGGCACGCUUGGACUGACGCAUCUUGAACCCGGGUAUCCUUUGGUGUCUUUUCAAGUUCGACCGCACAGUCCUGUUUUGCAACAGAGCAGUUGCCGACCUGGUGUUUCAGUGUAUGUUCCAGAACCUCGUCGUCUUCCUGCCAGAGCGGACCACAACCCUUUUGGGACACAAGGUUUUAUUCCUCCAUAUGGUCCUGGAUAUUUUUCAUCACAGAGACCAUUUGCUCCCACAGAUCCUGUAAAUACAAACAUGCCACUCAGCUUGCCACUCCCUCGUGAACAGAGAAAGGUCUUUGUGACAUAUGCAACAGAUAACGACAAACAUGUUGGGGAGGUCAUCAACUUUGUUACUUUAUUGAUCUCCAAUGGAUUUGAAACUCAGAUUGAUAUAUUUGAGCAGAAUUUCAGAAGUAUAAACAAAAUUGACUGGAUGGAAAGAUACAUCAACGAUAAAGGAUACCUGAUCAUUAUCAUCAUCAGCCCUAAAUAUUAUCAAGCCGUUACAUCUCAGAACAUAAAAGAUGAUGAGCAUUCUUUGAAUUCAGUCUUUAUUUACAAACAGCUCCAAAACGAAUUUAUUCAGAAUGGAAGCAAGAAUUUCAGAUUUGUUCCUAUUAUUUUUCCAGGCGCCUCCAUGAAACAUGUUCCUUCAUGGCUUCAAAAUACACAUGUCUACAAAUGGCCAGUGCAGGACCAAGAUAUUCUACGGCGGUUGAUGCGUUUGGAAAAGUACAACCCACCUCCAGUUGGCGAGCUUCCUACGAUUAUUCAGAAAUCUAUUUAAUCCAGUUUGAUUUUGCUACUCAUAAAAUGUGCAUGUGCUAGUAAAUGUCCAUAUAUUAUCUUGUGUAUUGCAUGUACUGUGGCAAAGGAUAGACAAUUCACUAGAGAUCUGAUAACGUUGAUUUUUAUGGGCAACUCACUUCAGAAUAUUUCAGAUUUUUGGAAAACAGUAAUAAAAAUAGAAAAAAGAUAAAAUUGUG
This is a messenger RNA of Amblyraja radiata (thorny skate), 1832 nucleotides long. RefSeq names its product adapter protein CIKS-like. The record is from RefSeq and is a predicted model, not a curated record. NCBI's taxonomy places the organism in Eukaryota, Metazoa, Chordata, Chondrichthyes, Rajiformes, Rajidae. The coding region runs from base 407 to 1633 and encodes 408 amino acids. Gene Ontology annotation, biological process: positive regulation of canonical NF-kappaB signal transduction; humoral immune response. The transcript has 9 exons.